Vidua chalybeata is the source of this 1340-nucleotide messenger RNA. It is a transcript of the gene RPP25, whose product is annotated as ribonuclease P and MRP subunit p25. The transcript has 2 exons. Bases 13 to 708 code for a protein of 231 amino acids. Gene Ontology annotation, cellular component: ribonuclease MRP complex. NCBI's taxonomy places the organism in Eukaryota, Metazoa, Chordata, Aves, Passeriformes, Viduidae. The record is from RefSeq and is a predicted model, not a curated record. Gene Ontology annotation, molecular function: RNA binding. Gene Ontology annotation, biological process: tRNA 5'-leader removal.
AAGAGGUGAAGGAUGGCUGCCGAAGGAGGGAGAGCCAAGCCCGUUGCCCAGUCCAGGAUGGAGAACUUCCGAAAGGUGAGGACCUCAGAGGAGGAGAUGCCAUUACCCUUCCCAGACCUGCCCCCAGACGUGGUGGAGAUGAAAGUGAAGGAGGGCAGCAAGAUCAGGAACCUGAUGAACUUCGCCAUGGCCCAGAUGGAGCUGAAGGGCAGGCGGCAGAUUGUGUUCAGCGGCUGCGGCAGGGCGGUCACCAAGACCAUCACCUGCGUGGAGAUCAUGAAGCGCAAGCUGGGAGGGCUCCACCAGGUCACCAAGGUACGCUACAAAACUGUGCUGGAGGUCUGGGAGAACCAGGACCCGCCGCCCGAUGGCCCUGCACAGAACCUGACUGUCCACAAGAACGUCCCCUCCAUCUGCAUCCUGCUCUCCCGGGACCCCCUGGAUCCCAACCAGAUGGGAUACCAGCCCCCUGAGCCCCGGCAUGAGGCGGGAGAAGACACAUUGGGAUCCUCCACCAAGGGGCUGAAGCGGCCGCUGCCGCCUCCCUGCGAGGAGCUGCUGCCCAAGAAGCUGCAGCCAGGUAUCGAGGCAGGAAUAUCCACUCAAUCCAGGGUCACUGGUGGGCUGCAGUCUCCCCCUGAGCUGUCCCCCCUUGGCUGCUCUUUGACCCCUGUGGAUGGGGGUCCCCAGAUUUGGCGUGAGCGUUAAAAGGUUAAACCCACCAUGGAUUGAAGCAGGUGAGGAUGUGGGGGGGGAGCUGGUGACCUUUAAUUCAGCCACCCAGGGACACCGUGACCACCAGCCACAUCCUGCAGCGACUCCCAGGGAGCCAGAGCAGCCGAGGGGUGCCUGGACCUCCACCACCGCUCCGCACUGCAAACACCUCAUCCAUCAGGAGAGAUGCGUUUGCCCCAAGCUUGUUGGAAGAAAACCUUCGUUAUCAAACCCGCUGCUGAGGAGCUGUCGGAGUUAUUAAUGCCGGGCUCAGCAUCCUGUGAGGCUGUGAUUCAUCCCAAAAAAAAUCACCCAAACAAGCACAGGGAUUGCUCUCUCCCUGCACCCACAGAGCCAAGCACUGCACUGCGCUGCCUGCCUGUGGGACAGCACAAGGAAAUAAAACAACCCACACUGGAUACUCUGGUCUGGAGUCGGGGGAAACCAUGGUGUGGGGAACUGGGGGCAAUGGAAGCGCUGGGCGGGGGGUUAUUGUGACUGGAUGCAGUGCCCAGCACAGGAGGUUUUGGGGUUGUGCCUUGGCUGCAGAGUGCUUUGGAGCAAAAUCCCUGCUACUUCCAGGGGGUAAAGGGAAAUGAAUGGAAAAUAAAAGCUCUUUAGAAAUA